This is a messenger RNA of Cheilinus undulatus (humphead wrasse), 3551 nucleotides long. Its product is annotated as monocarboxylate transporter 9-like. Gene Ontology annotation, biological process: monocarboxylic acid transport; transmembrane transport. The coding region runs from base 609 to 2105 and encodes 498 amino acids. The record is from RefSeq and is a predicted model, not a curated record. Gene Ontology annotation, molecular function: monocarboxylic acid transmembrane transporter activity. The transcript is spliced from 6 exons. Lineage: Eukaryota; Metazoa; Chordata; Actinopteri; Labriformes; Labridae.
AUGCCUCAUGUGUGAUUCCCGGCCCGGAAAUAACACAGGUGAUCUGUUUCCAGUUUGAGCAUGUGAUCGCGCGCGUCGACGUUUCCUCGUUGACAUUUAAAAUUAAUUUAAACACUAAAUUCUUUUAGUAUUAGUAUCUUUCAGUAUAUAAAUAGGCAAGCUUUAGACCCAUAGGGCCACCAGCGCAACAUCCCUGCGUGCUGCUGAGCGCUCCAGGCGCGCAAGAGGAAGCAGCGUUCUUCCUCCCGUCUCUGCGUUCAAGCUGCUGCUGGACCAGCAAGAACAGCUUUGAACCGGUUUUCUCGCCGGCUACAAAGCAGUAUGAAACGGAUGCACAAUGCGCAUUGUUGAUGCAGAGUGCUCUGCUGACACACAGACGUCGCAGGAUCCCGUCCAGAAAGAGCAGAGCCUACAUAAGAGGCUUUAUUUGCUAACAGAAAUACCGUAAAGAGGGAUUUUUAAAGGGAAACCAUCCUCCAUGGAAAGUUCCUGUAGAGCGCGCAGCUGUGCCGAAUCCUGCUGCUGUUUUUGUAGAUGCUGAGUUUACAGGAGCACUUCCUCUGUCGAAGCUGUAGCAGAUCCCAGAGUGCAGCUGUAACAUCAGCACCAUGGCUCAGUCUACAAAAGUCCUGGAUGGAGGCUGGGGAUGGGCGAUCGUGGUGGCCUCCUUUAUGGCCCAGCUCUUGGCCUAUGGAUCACCCCAGUCUGUGGGCGUCCUGUACCCUGAGUGGCUGCAUGCCUUCCAGGAGGGCAAAGGCAUGACAGCCUGGGUGGGCUCUCUGGUGGCUGGAGUAGGACUAAUAGCCAGUCCUGUCUGCAGUGCCUGUGUGGACAACUUUGGGGCUCGUCCUGUGACCAUCUUCAGUGGAGUGAUGGUGGCAGGCGGCCUGAUGCUCAGUGCCUUUGCUCCAAAUGUCCAGUUCCUCAUCUUCUCCUAUGGGAUCGUGGUUGGCCUGGGUUGUGGUCUUGUCUACGCAGCCACGUUGACCAUCACCUGUCAAUAUUUUGACAAGAGACGCGGCCUUGCCCUCGGCAUUGUCACCACAGGAACAAGCGUUGGAGCCUUCAUCUACGCCACCGCUCAGAAUGAGCUGAUCGUGUUGUACGGCCUAGACGGCUGCCUGCUGAUCAUCGGAGCUGUAGCGCUAAACCUCACAGCCUGUGCUGGCUUCAUGAGGCCCCUGAACAUGCCUGGGUACUACCUCAAGCAGAAGGCCGCACUGGAACGUAACACAGAGGAGCAACUCUUCGAGAAGCCUCCUUUGGAUGACCUGAAAAUCUCAACGGGAUCCAAAACAACCACUCCAGAGAAAACUCUAAUGAUGAAAGAGUUGCUCAUCACCAUCGAUUCAAAGGACAUCCAGACAGAAAAGAAGAAAGGCAGCCUUAUUGCUAGGUUGGCCAUCAUGAAGGUCAUCAAAAAAAAACAGCAGGCUUACUCCAAGUACAUGCACUCCAUGUAUGAAAUCCUGCAGGACCAAGCCAUGGUGGCCUUCUGCAUCGCUGUCUUCCUGUUCAGCUUGGGAGCGUUCCCUCCUGUACUCUUUAUAGAGGAUGUGGCACAAAGUCAGGGACUCAUUGAAGAAGUUAGUGUCAUUCCUCUGGUAUCAAUAGGGGCCAUUGCAACUUGUGUGGGUAAACUAGUGCUGGGCAUCAUGGUGGACAUCAGGUGGAUCAACAGCAUCUAUCUGUACGCCUUCACUAUGUAUGCAGGGGGUGUGUCACUUCUCCUCAUCCCUAUUACCAAGACUUACUUGGGACUGCAGAUUCUGUCUGUUGUCAUGGGUUUCUUCUCUGGAAACUGGUCUCUCACCUCGUAUAUCACUACAAAGAUCGUUGGCUUGGACAGACUGACACAAGCCCACGGCAUCCUCAUGUUUUUUGGGGGAUUUGGGAUCAUGCUUGGACCCCCUGUUGUAGGGUGGUUCUUUGACUUCACACAAUCAUAUGACUUGGCGUUCUACUUCAGUGGGAGCUGUGUGUUACUCGGAGCAUGCAUUCUCACUCUGCUCACCCUUCCCUGCUGGAACAGGAAGCACUCUGAGAACAACAGACCAGAUGUCCUCUACACCAGCAACUGUGACAAAGUUGCCUCUGUAGCUUGAUUUUGAGUAUGCACCAUAAGGACUCCAAUCUCAUCCCUAUUGCCUCGCAGCUGCUGAGAAACUGUACCUACACCACCUUAGGAGGAGUUUUGUUCCUUUGACUAUAAAGGGUCUCCCCCUUAUUUCUGCUGCCAGGUUCUAAUAUACCAAAACAUUUGCCAGAGGUUUUGAAAUACAGGCCUUUCCUCUGUAAUUUGCCUGCAUUUCUCAGGUUCCACUGCAGAUCUUUUCAAAAGUUUGAUAUGAUGCCUGUGUUUUUUUAAUUAUUGCCUCAUUUUACGAGGUCAACUGAUCAAUACUGUUCGACUCCCCAGUUCUACAUUACAUUUUUAGAAAUACCUGUUUUCACCUCACUGUAGCGCUGAAAGAUACAUGGUGCCGUUAUUAAGACUGGGAAGAGACAAAGAAAUGUCAGGUGUUUAUGUAACACAUUGACAGUAUUUCAAAUCACUGUACAAAUGCACAAAAAUCUCCCAGGAACCUUACUAGAACCGAAUACAGGGAUAGAAUAAAGAGGGAGCCUUUUUUGAUAAAUGUAAUUUUAGUAAGACAUUUUUAUUUUAAAUUUUGGAUUGAAAAUGUAUCUUAAUGAAACCACUAUGUAUCUUACCAAAGCAUCAACGAUAGCCAAUGCCUGUCAUCACACAUGCCUGUUGGAACAAUACAAAGCCUUGCUUUAUAGAUAAUUUUUGUUUUCAAGUGCAUUGACUCAGUUUCUACUUUUUUAGAAAUGGUUUGAGUUUCACAUACCUCUUAUUCUGGAUCGCACAAAGACUUUAAUUACAAAUGUCAUGCUAAUUCAAAACCAUGUAAAAACACUUAAGAGGUCCUACUGUAUUUCCAACCUUGAAAGCAUGUUGAUUCUCUUUGUGGCAUGAUAAUCAUGACCUCUGGUAUUCAUUUUGACCAGGCCGGUCCUUUUCUAUCAUGAUGUGUGUGUGCAUAUUUGUUUGUUUGUAUGUUGUGUGUGUAGGUGUCUGCACACGCAUGUUUGCAUACGUGCACAGGUUUGUAUGUGUGCAUUGUUUGAUAAACUUUUGUAUUAGCCCUAGUUUGUUAAGUCCUAUGUGCUUGUGACUUUUAUAUUCACAAAACCAGCCAUAGAGCUGUUAAGAACUGUCUUGUUUAUGUUGAUUAUUGUGGUCAUAAUUGUAACGAACAUCGCAAUAGGCAAUUAGAAUCACUUGAAUGUUGAAUAGACCACAACAAAUGUAUUUUUAAAGUUCCAGUUUCAGGUGUGAAGGCAGUCAUUGCUGGAUCAUGGCUUUUUGUGUUUGUAGAGGCUAUUUUACAAGGUGCAGAUGAAGUACAAAUAGUACUGACCUAGAAGUGACAGUAUGUUUGGCUGUCACCUGUUAGCCACUGUUAUUUUUUAUGCCAGUAUUAUAAUAUUUAAAUGUGUUUUCUGUUCUUUUAUUUUAUUUAAAAAGUGCCAAUAAAAUAUAU